UGAGAGGCGGAAGAGGAGGAACAGGAAGAGUGUUACUAACCAACUUGGGAGGGGGGGAGCUGAAAGGCGGCGUUUGUGUCUCUAAAUGUAUUUCUUUAUCAGUUGUCCAUUUAUCGCUGGUUUUAUGACUCGGUUAUGUUUUGUGCAGUAAAUACGGCUGGUUCGUGGUUAAAGGCAUCUUCUUGGAGCUGUUCGUUAUUACUCGGCUGCUUGAGCCUCCCCUCCUGCUGGGCGCUUCAGCUGUGACCUGAACUUCCCGUUGCGGGAGACAGAGCGGGGGGGAAACGGGAACCAGUGCGCGCAGGGUGGCGUUGAAAAGACUCAUUUGUUUCUUGGUGAAAAGUAGCGACGAUAGCAGAUACCAUUAGAACUCGCUGUUGUAUUGUAUUGUACUAUAUUGUAUUGUAUUGUCUUUUUUUUCUUGGCGGUUGUGCUUGUGUACCAACGCCAAUGACAGCGCGGUUCACUGCUGCCGAGGGGAUUUAAUGGCCCCCUCGAGUCGGUAGAGCUUUUUUCUUCUCCCCCCGACGAAGGACCCUCGCUCGAAGUGCACUCGGGCGCUGUCCUCACCGGGGGGUUUUCUGAGUCAAACCGCUGCUUGGACUAAGAAAACAAGGGACAGGUUUCUGCCCCUCCACCACCACCACCACCUUCACCUCCACCACCUCCUCCUCCUCUUCCACCUCCUCCAGCAGCAGCACCACCAGUCACGCUGUCCGACUCCCAGGAGCUGAAACAUGGCAGGAAAUCUGAAGAAAGGCGGCGGGCUCAUUGGCAUGAUGAAGGACGCGUUCCAGCCUCACCAUCACCUCCACCACUCCCAUCACCAACCCGGAGCCGUGGACAAGAAGACCGUGGAGAAGUGUUGGAAGCUCAUGGAUAAGGUGGUGCGAUUAUGUCAGAACCCUAAGCUGGCCCUGAAGAACAGUCCUCCAUACAUCUUGGACCUGCUACCUGACACCUACCAGCACCUUCGCACCAUCCUGUCCCGCUACGAGGGCAAGAUGGAGACACUGGGUGACAACGAGUACUUCCGUGUCUUCAUGGAGAACUUGACGAAGAAGACGAAGCAGACGAUCAGUUUGUUCAAGGAAGGCAAAGAGCGCAUGUAUGAGGAGAACUCGCAGCCAAGACGAAACCUGACCAAACUAUCGCUAAUCUUCAGUCACAUGCUGGCUGAGCUCAAAGCCAUCUUUCCCAGCGGUCUGUUCCAGGGGGAUAAUUUCAGGAUUACGAAGGCAGAUGCAGCAGAAUUCUGGAGAAGAUCAUUUGGAGACAAGACUAUUGUCCAGUGGAAGGUCUUCCGACAAGCACUGCACGAAUUUCACCCAAUCAGCUCUGGAUUAGAGGCCAUGGCCCUCAAGUCCACAAUAGACCUCACCUGCAACGACUACAUCUCUGUGUUCGAGUUUGACAUCUUCACCAGGCUUUUUCAGCCUUGGUCAUCUCUGCUGCGGAACUGGAACAGCCUUGCAGUGACUCACCCGGGAUACAUGGCUUUUCUCACCUACGAUGAGGUCAAAGCUCGCCUACAGAAGUUCAUCCACAAGCCUGGCAGCUACAUUUUCAGGCUGAGCUGCACACGUCUGGGCCAGUGGGCCAUCGGCUACGUGACUGCAGACGGGAAUAUCCUGCAAACCAUUCCCCACAAUAAGCCUCUCUUCCAGGCUCUCAUCGACGGCUUCCGGGAAGGAUUUUAUCUGUUCCCCGAUGGUCGUACUCAGAACCCAGACCUCACAGGCCUGUGUGAGCCCUCACCGCAAGACCAUAUCAAAGUCACACAAGAGCAGUACGAGCUCUACUGCGAAAUGGGCUCGACUUUCCAGCUGUGCAAGAUCUGUGCUGAGAAUGACAAGGACGUGAAGAUUGAGCCUUGCGGCCACCUCAUGUGCACAUCUUGCCUCACUGCAUGGCAGGAAUCAGAGGGCCAGGGAUGCCCUUUCUGCCGCUGCGAAAUCAAGGGCACCGAGCCCAUUGUGGUUGACCCCUUCGACCCCAAGGACAACAGCGGAGGUUCCUAUGGGGGCUGCAGGGGCAUGUUCGGAGCAGAGGGGGCACCUUCGCCAAGCUACGAUGAUGACGAUGAUGACCGACUGGAAGACCCCCACCUCAUGAUGAGCAAGCUGGCUUGUACUAAAGUGGAGAGGCCUCCAUCUCCGCUGUCAAUGCCACCCCAGACAUCUUUGCCCCCAGUACCCCCACGUCUAGAUCUCAUCCCACACCGACCGCCUAACCCUCCAGGGGCCUCCAGCCCCGGGGCCACAUCAAAGGCUUCUACACAUCACAAAGACAAGCCAUUGCCUCUGCCUCCAGCUCUGCGAGACCUGCCCCCUCCUCCUCCUCCUGAGCGGCCUCAUUCCGCUGGAGCUGAUAGUAGAAUCCUGAGAAGGCCACUUCCAAGCACGCCUGGCGAACCACCUCGUGAUAAACCACCUCCUACCCCGCCCAACCGCGGCAUGGCUGACUGGAACAUACGCCCAGUCCCCAAAGCUCCCUCCCAGAUGCCUGCUGUAGGAGGAGAGACGCGUGGGUCACGAGAGCUUUCUAACCGGCACUCCCUUCCGCUUGCCCUGCCCUCGGCUCUUGAUGGUCAGCGGAACAGCAACUCUACCGGUCUCGAGCACCAGCUGUGUUAUGGCGCGACAGCCUCUGGUGGAUCUGAGUAUGACAACCCAAAAGUGAAGCCCUCUGCAUCGGCCAAUGCCAUUUAUUCUCUUGCAUCCAGACCACUUCCUGCAGUGAAGCAGCACUCUGGGGAGGAUAGCUGUGAGAAUAAUGAUGAUUCUGACUACAUGACUCCCAGCUCUCUGCCUGUGCUGUCCACAAUGACUCCUUCAUUAGGGGAAGCAGUGCCCAGGCCUCACCACCCCAAUUCUCUUAACUCAAGGGGCUUGCUCAGUGAUCUAGACCCCGAAGGCCCACAGAUGUAUGAAGCCAUGUACAACAUUCAGGCCCAGGCGCUCAACGCCACCCUGCCUUAUCAAGCCAGUGAUUCAGACUACUCCGAGUUGCCUCCGUCGGUGAGCAGUAACGGGCCGCAGGAGGCGGAGUGUGAGGAGGAGGAGGAGAACGGCUAUGACAUUCCUAAACCACCUCUGCCAGUAGCUCGACGCACACUCUCAGACGUAAGCGGCUCAUCCGCUACAUUCAGCCGCCUGUCUAUGGACAGCGAAUCAGGAACAUCAUUCCUGUUCGACUCCGUAGAAGCUCCUGAGCGGCCUCCGAAACCCCUGCCACGUCGCAUCAACUCGGACCGCAGGCCGAGCCCUGUUCCCCCUGCAGCCGCAUCCAGCAACCCGCAGAUCAGCAGUGAGAUCGAGCUCCUGAUGAGCCAGGGCUACUCCCACCAGGACAUCCAGAAAGCUCUGAUGAUUGCGCAGAACAACAUCGAGAUGGCCAAGAAUAUCCUGCGCGAGUUUGUGUCCGUCACCUCCACAGCACACAUCCUCACAUAGCGGCCCUUCCUGAUCCAGAGCGAGUCCUAUCUCUCCCUCUCUUUGCUCCAAGGCCGUCCUCCCAUGAGUGUACGUCAUUCAUGCGUGAGGCGCAGGCCUUAUCCGACUCCUGCAUGCUGUUAGCCAGCAGGAGCACCGUUCUUGAAGUCAGCCUCAUGGCAUUGCACAUCCACUGAGGCUUUUAGUCAAACUCAAGCAAGGACAAAAAAAAAAUUGUGUGUGUUUUAUAUAAUAAUUUAAUUUAUGAGUCCAUAUAGUUAAUAUAUACACAUUUAAGGAUGGAGAGGUGUGGGGGCAGGUCCAGAGUGUGUGGGGUCGUGUGUGUGUGUGUCAUGGUUGGGGAAAGGGAGGGGCUCAUCAGCACUGCUGUUCUGUCACAUGUCGAAAACUGCAGCUGAACAUUUGCUGGUGUCGAAAAUUGCCUUUCGUGUUGUUCUGGUACUUUCUUGAGGUGUGUGUGUGUCUGUGUGUGUCUGUGUGUUCGUCAUUUUCUAAAGUGGCAGGGCAUGAGUGACAGUCCCCGUACUACGACCUGAUACUGAUCUGAUCGAACAUCACAUACCGAUGAUGUUUAGUCACUUUCAGAUUUUCCUCCCUGUGUGUGUGGGUGUGUGUGUGUGUGUGUGUGUGUGUGGGUGUGGAGUAGUAGUACAGUUGUGUGAUGUCACUGGACGCUGCCAGUUGAAAUUGGCUUUAACCAUCGUCAGUCACUUGCAUCGCCUCUGCUGCUGUGUAGCAUUACUGUAACUGAUACAUGUUUAUAACGCAGAAUUGGAUAUUGCAGCCUCUUGUGUGAAUCCUGUUACAUACGACAUGGUGACAGUUUUAAAUCCUGCUCUGAAAGAGUAGAAUAUUGAGCUCCUGAUGCAAAUCCGACACCUUUCUCCGAGUGGUGUAGCAGGCUCGUAUUUGUGUUGUAACCUUCGUCGUGUAUGUGUCAUUACUCUGAUGGUGAAUGACGGGCUUUUAUACGUGUGCUUUUUCUAGAGUGUUCUCUAACAGAUUAGUCGGGAGUUGGACACAAAGUGACGCGCUUUGUUCGAAGGAAGUGUUUGCUUAUACAGUUUCUGUCUUAAAUCAGGACUGAAAUCGCUCUGAUUUCGGUGAGAUUUUGUCUGAAACUGGUCAUCUAAGUGAAAUUAUUAUUAUUAUUAUUAUUAUUAUUAUUAUUACUGUUGUUUUUUUUUAAUUAAUUCAGAAGUGCUUUACUGCUGCUACUCUUGUUAGUGCUAAACAAUUAAGCCUUAAGUGUAUAUUUGUGAAUAUUGUGUUUAACCUGUUUUAAAGUGACAGUAUCUGUUCGGUUGAAUUUGAUUAUGUAGCAUACUUGAAAUUGCGAGCAGCUUGUGCAGCUCUGGGCCGAGGCUGGCUUCCGUCGUUCUUUUUUUUUUGUUUGUUUGUUUGUUUUUCCCCACUUUGGGAUCACUUUUGUUUUCGUGUUCAGGGUGUUCCAGAGACAUCAAACUCCUGUCAGCGCCAUCACUGGAGCACCUCCGCAAAUGAGUAAAAGUAUGUGAACAAACACAUUGUUGCAGAAAACCUUUUACUUGUUUUAUUCACAGUUUAGAGGUUUCACUUGUUGGCUUAGCCCUCAAACAUGGAGCGGCUGUACAGCAGCGUUAUGGAGUGGUUUCAUGUUUCAGUCUCCCUCUUUUUUCUCAGGAAUACUGUACAUCCACACAGAGACUCUAUCAGUAUUGAACGGGAAAUGAAAUAUCGUAUCCAUAUUCUCUUAUUCAGGGCAGAAGCACUGAAUGACUACUUUGAAGUCUUUCACUAAUUUGACACGUUUAUUAGUGACGUCGGCGUUCCUCAGAUCUUCUAGGAUGUGCUUAGAAAUUGGCCAUGCUGUCGGACGCACACUGUGUGCGUGUGUUUGUGUGUGUGUGUGUGUUAUACACAGUGAAAUGGCUAAAUUGCUAGCUUAUGAAGCCCUGGAGGAAAUUAAUGUUCACCUGUACAUGCUCUUUCAUUCUACUCUGUAUUUUUUUCCCCCUCCGAGAUAUUGCACUGGCAUAGCAGGUACUUCCACAAUAUGAAGCUUGUAGGUACAACCUUGUUAACCAGAAAGGAAAAUGAUCGAGCAGGUUUUUCUUUCUGACAUGGCAAGCAGGUGAUGAUUCAUAGUUCAGUAUUUUUGUUUGCACCAUGUGAAGUAGUGAAGCUUUGUUUUCAGAUCAGAGCUAUUUUUUAUUUUUUAUUCUGAUUACUGUAUUUCUUGUCAAUAUUGUAUAUCAAGUGAGUGUGUGUGUGUGUGUGUGUGUGUGUGUGUGUGUGUGUGUGUGUGUGUGUGCGCGCGCACGUACCCGUGUGUCCGCGUGCCUGUGUAUUGCAAGAUUUCACACCGUAUACCAAUUUGUGCUCCGAUACUGUCACUUUAAAAUCAAGCGUAUAAAGUUACUUAUGUAUAGAAUAUGUGGAAACGGCUAUGUCUGGUUUCAUUUUGCAUUCCUGUACAUGUCAGAAUUUUUAUUUUAUUUUUUUCUCCAUUUUUUUUUUUUUUUUUUUACACUGAUGUGAAUAAUACUGUGAGCAGUGCCAUAUGUCUAGAAAAUGUCUGAAAUGUUGUUCUGCUGCCCAGAAUAAGGCCUUGUGAAUGAGUGAACGUGUCCUGGUGUAAGUGAUCCGUUGUAUUUUCACACAGCCCCUUGUUGCUAAAUGCUUCUGAAGCUUUUGCAGUGACAUCAUGCUGAAUAGCUGUUGACUGGAACGUCUAUUUUAGACCACGUGAGGGCGCGCUUUCCUCAUUCUGCAAUGACUUCCUCAAGUGUUUCAGGAUUUUUUUUUUUUUUUUUUUUGACUCUUGUUUUUUUUUUCUGACUCUCAUAUCACUUUGGACGUAUGCACAGUACUAUACUGUCUAAUUAAACGAAUAGAAACAACGAUAAUGUCCUCAGUCUCUAAUUUUAGGUACUGUUAUGGUACAGAGGCUGGUACAGACGUCCACCUGGUGCUGUAUAAGUAACCCUGUACUCCGAUAAUAACCUCUGCAUCCAAACAAAGCUUCAGGUGAACUGUUGAAUUUGGGUUUUUAAAGAAGUCAGUGUUAAAAGGUAAAUGUGCUGUAAGUCCAUGUGUGCACGUCAUUAUUUACGUUAUUUAACCACGUCAGAUGCUCUUGAACGUUCCUCGCCACCGGCAGUAGUCGCCUUAAUAAGAAUCGAGCGUUCCAGCCUCUCAGCCCAGGAUGAGAGAGAGCAAAGCUGCUCAUCCUGUGAGUCCGGCUCUGAGAUUUGCAUCGCCUUAGUGAUCGUCAAAUUCGUGAUCCAAACUGCCGUCUCCUUCAGUGCCAUGAUCCUCAACGUCUGCGAGUGUGCGAGUUUCAGAAAUGUUUAUCUCUUUAGAGUUUAACACUCCUUUAGAUUAGGUUCGGUUAGCGACAUGCUCUCUGAGCGGAAGAGUAAAUUGGUUGCACAAGUUCAUUUAAGGGUUUUUGUUGUGUUUUCUUCAUGUCAAAGCCAAAUAAGUUCAGAUAUAUUGUAUUAAAUACAGACAUUUUACUACGUACGUACAUCAUACAUACAUACAGUGUUGGGCCAACAAAGAUACACAUUCAGAGAUAGUAAUGUUCUGUAAUAGUUUGAACUAAACUGCAGUUAAAAAAUCGAGCAUUUACAGAGCAGGUGUGUUUGAUUUUAAAGCAUUGCUGUAAAAACUGGAAAGCAUUAGAGUGCAAAUGAAAUAGGACACGUUCCCUCUCCCAGUCGCUGGUGUGUUGUUUCCUUUUGUCAAGAAAUAAAGACUAAUGAUAUUUAUUAAUGUUGAUGUACUCCAACCCAGAGAUCCCUCCUUCAUAAAAUCUUCACA
Pangasianodon hypophthalmus (striped catfish) is the source of this 7262-nucleotide messenger RNA. RefSeq names its product Cbl proto-oncogene, E3 ubiquitin protein ligase (gene cbl). Gene Ontology annotation, cellular component: membrane raft; plasma membrane. The record is from RefSeq and is a predicted model, not a curated record. The transcript is spliced from 16 exons. NCBI's taxonomy places the organism in Eukaryota, Metazoa, Chordata, Actinopteri, Siluriformes, Pangasiidae. Bases 738 to 3455 code for a protein of 905 amino acids. Gene Ontology annotation, biological process: cell surface receptor signaling pathway; negative regulation of epidermal growth factor-activated receptor activity. Gene Ontology annotation, molecular function: phosphotyrosine residue binding; ubiquitin protein ligase activity; calcium ion binding.